GAAAGUGCAGCUUGAGCGGGGGAGCUUAGCUAGUCGGGGUCUCGGGCCCUGGGAGGGCGGGAUCCGGCGCCGCGGCUGGGUCGGCCGUGCAGCCAUGCGGGGCCGAGAGCCCCCAGGACGCUUCACGGUGCCGGCGGAGGCGGAGGACUCGGUGCUGGAGCUCCGGCCCCAUGUGGAGCGCAUCUUUAGGGUGCAGCUGAGUGUCCUCGGGGAGCCCGAACCCGGGUCCCAGAGCAUUUGGUUGCAGCUGGAGGGCCCCCAGGAGAAUGUGGGCAGAGCCAAGGAAUAUGUGAAAGGCCUGUGCAGCCCGGAGCUAUGGGAGGAAGUCAACUACCCACCAGCCCUGCAUUGUGUCUUCCUUGGAGCCUGUAGCCUCUUCCUGGAUUGUCUAUGCUGGGGAACCUCAGCCCACAUGGUGCCCCAAGCCCCAGGCUCCCUGUUGCUAGGGGGCCUGGCCGAAGCCUUCUUCAUGGCCCAGAACCGGGUAGAGGGGCUGGCAAAGCGGCUGGGGCGUGACCCCCUCCCACCCCCUAAGUCCCGGGGGGUCCCAGAGGCUGAAGUGAAUAGGGCUUUCCGGGCUCUGCUGGUAGGCCGGGAGGAUGAGCACUCUGGGGCCCUGCUUCGCCUGCCUCUUGCUGUCCAGGAGGAGCUCUUGAGGCUGGUGCAAGAAGCUGUGAAGGAUGGGGGAGAUGCAGAAUGGAUGGGCCCUCUUGAACCUCCUCCGGAUGGCUCUUUCAGGCCUCGACCUGGGAGGAUAUCAGCCAAGCCCCUUCUGGAGCUCAGGGCACUCCAGCGUGGCCAAUACUGUGGGUCACGUGGAGAACCUGGAAAAGUCAGCCGGACAGAAGACAGACAGGGUCAUGUAAUUAGAGAGGGCAUGACAGUCCUAGAACUAGGAGGACGGAACCGAGGCAAACGUGUCUAUAGGGAGAUUCCUAAUCUGAUUCCUAAUUGCAGGGGGAAUAAACGACCAGUCAAUUCCCCUUCCUUCAGGGAAGAGAUGCUUGGCUUGAUAAGGCAGGUCUUGGGGGAUGGAUUGAGCCCACUUACCCUCACGGGGCCUCCAUAUGGUGCUAGUGCUUCAAAGGCACAAGGUUCCCAUAAACCUUCCUCAGAGUCCCGUAUUCGCUGGGGGGAUAGUCCUUCCAAGAGGAAGGAGGACCCUCAUGGGAAGAACUCAGAUGAAGGGCAAGAACAACCCAGGGUAAGUUUCUCUUCUGAGAAUUAUAUGAAACUGCGCUCUGCCCAAAUCAGGGAGGUUGGGUUAGCACAGAAGCAGUUCCAUAAUCUUGAGACAAAGGCUGCCUUUAAGUCCCAGGCCACAAUCCCAUUUGCUUCCUGGAAGAAUGUGAGCUUCCCUGGAACCUGGGGGCAAGGUAGUCCCUGCAGACCUCUGUGGCUAGGGCCUCAGCAUUGUGCUGUAGGGCAUUCAACCUUCUGGAGGGUACAGGAUGGGCAUUCAUCCCCCUUGCCUUGGGGCCUAGACUGGGGGCGCAACUUACCCCACAAUCCACUGAGGCAAGCAACUCCCUUCAAAUACAAGGUGCAAGCACAAAGUCCUAUCCCUGUGAGAUUAGAUUGGAAGAAUAGACCUCUCCUCAGGGACCCCAUCUUGGUGCCCCCAUCCUGUAACCCAGGGUGGUGGCAGGUGCUAAAAACAGCCCCCCAAAUGUGCCAGAGACCAGUGACCCUGACACCUGGAGGCUAUGAUGUCUGUUCAGGGACCCUGCAGAGAGGAACUCUCAUUGGAGAAUGGGAACCAGGGCUACUUCCCACCUGGCUUCAUGAACCAAGACUGGUCACUACCUUGGGGGAGCAAGGACCAAUACAAGAGCUGGUGACCCCUUUCCCAGAGAUGUCCCUUGCCAGGGCAGAGAUCUUAACAGAUAUCCUUCGGGAUGUGUCCUGUGGCCAGCCCUUUGGCCCUGUCCCCGUCUCGCUGCUGAAGUACUUUGGGGAACCCGAGAGACAGAGACAGGCAAACUGCCAGCCAAUACACUGCUUUGCCAGUGGCCCAGUUUUCAGGGAGAAACGGAAGAAGAACAAAUGCCCCAAGACUGUGGGCAAUGACCAGCAUGUACCAUUUGUCCACCCACAAGUGAAUAACUUGGUGACCAGCUUCCAGCGUUUUCAUGAGGCUCUGAGUGUGCCUUUCACCUUGAGCCUUGAAAACAUCCCUGGGAAGCCGGGACUUCGUCAUAUCAUCAUUGAUGGCAGCAAUGUGGCGAUGGUCCAUGGCCUCCAGCACUUCUUCUCCUGUAGGGGUAUUGCCCUGGCUGUACAAUAUUUCUGGGACAGAGGCCAUCGAGAGAUCACCGUUUUUGUACCCAAUUGGAGGCUGAGGAAGAACAGUAGGGUGAGAGAGGGUCACUACUUGACGAAGUUGCAUUCUCUCAGCCUGCUCUCCAUCACCCCUUCCCGAUUCGUGGAUGGCAAGAGGGUCACCUCCUAUGAUGACAGGUUUAUGGUGAAGCUAUCAGAGGAGACAGAUGGGGUCAUCGUCACCAACGAUCAGUUCCGGGAUUUGGUGGACGAAUCAAAGAAAUGGAUAGGGAUCAUUAGAGAACGUCUACUGCCAUUCACUUUUGUGGGGAACAUCUUCAUGGUUCCGGACGACCCACUGGGGCGGGAUGGCCCCACCCUGGACACAUUCCUGAGGAGAACAGAUGGGUUGGAGUUGGCUGUUAGCAACUUUCUGAAGGUCUGGGAGACAAAGCCUCCUGCCAAAGCCUCCUUUCUCCCCAUAAAGGCCAAAGCGCUUCAAGGUAAGAAGCAUCUAAAGAGGGGCUGCUCUGGACCUCAGCAAAAGGGAAAGGUGAAGAAGGUGACAGAGGGUGUAGAGAAACUGAUGGCCAAGGAGGAAGACUCUCUAGACACUUGCCUGUCCACAGUUUUCCGAGAAGAAUGCCCCUUCCUUUCAGAUGAUAUUCUCCGGUAUUUUAGCCUCCAGGACAACACCUCAGAGACCUCUCUCACUCCCUGGAAAGGCUCUUCUCAACUUGAUAUCCCUUGGGGUGGGGCAGGGCAACCCACCUGCCAAAGGGUCCUUGACCACUUGGCUCAACUGACUGUACCAACCAGCUUCUCUGCUCUCUCCUUCUUUGUGGGGUUUAUGGGAUGCCACAAAGAUGUGAUCCCCCGCUAUUCCUCCCUUGUCGCUCCACUCCAUGGCCUCCUCAAGAAGAAGACACAGUGGCAGUGGACUCCUGAGCAUUCCCAGGCAUUCCUGGCCCUGAAGCAGGCUCUGGUAUCAGCCCUCUCCUUGGUCCCCCCUGAUCCCCAGUUGCCCUACCGUCUGGAGGUGGCCAUGAGUGAGAAGACCUUGGCUGCUGUCCUGACGCAGGAGCGGGCAGGGCUGAGGCGUCCCAUUGCUUACACCUCAAAACCCCUCCUCCCCCAGGAGGGCAAGGCUGCCCUGAGCAGAGGUGGUGGCCUCUGUGCCCUGGCCUGGGCUGUGAGGCGUUUUGCUCCCUCUCUUGGAUCUGUCCCUGUUGUUCUGGAAGCCUCCUACACUUCCGGGGACACCCCAGACCCCGAGCAGAGGGAGAGUCUAGAGACUUCUGACACGUGGCUGGCCCGAUGGUCCCUCCUAGUACAGGAUAAGGACAGGAGGACCUUGGGCACAUCUUUCCUCCCUGGGCCUUUGGGUGACAGUGGCCUCCCAAUGCCCACACCUGAUUCCCUGCCUCAGUUUUUCCAAAUACUGCCACCUUUUUCUGACUUGUCCUCCUUUGUAUGCAUUUAUACUUCGGGGUAUUGUUUUUAUCAGGAUACCGAGUGGUGUGCAGGCUUUGGGUUGUAUGUACUGUCUCCUGACAGUCCCCCCCUGUCCCUCUCUUUCUCUUGUUCCCCUCAUACACCAACCUAUGCCCACCUGGCGGCUGUGGCUUGUGGCCUGGAGCGAUUUGUUCAUUCCUGCAUCCCUCUGGUAUUUCUGGUUAAUUGUAGCUGGCUCUUCAACAUCCUUACAGAUCUUCUUCCUCUCUGGCACUCCCGUGGUUUUCUGUCCUCGGAUGGGGCCCCAUUGCCUCAUCCAGCCCUGCUGUCCUAUAUCACUUCCCUGGCCUCCAGCCUCCCCACCUUGCCCUUCCUCUUUAAAGCCUCCUACAAGGGGGCCCUGUUUAGUGUGACAGUGGAGGCCUUAGCCAAGCAGGGCGCCCAAGGGUCGGGGCCGCUGUGGAAGUUGCCAAGGCAUAUCAUGCCUUCUGUUGGAGUGGCAGCCAAUCCCUUGGGCAAUGGGCCGAAUCUUCAGGCAUUGCAGGAGAAUGAUGCCGUUUUGUUGGAAGCCAUUUGUCAAUUGCAGGCUGGGCGUAAGCUUCCCGGACAUUCACCCCUCAAGCCUUUUGAACCUGGAAUCAGUUUUGUUAAGGAGUGUAACCUGCUCAUGUAUAGAGAGAUGAAGAGACCCAAGGUCUGGAUUGUCCCAGAGCAAAUCCGGAAGGAUCUGAUUUACUCUGUGCAUGAUAUCCCUCCUGGUCCCCAUGCUGACCCAGAAGAGACUCUCAGAAGGGUGAGGAUGUUAGGUUGGUGGCCUAAGAUGCAUGGGCAGGUGAGGGCCUACUGCAAAUGUUGCUUGUUCUGUACCUCAAUAAACAACCUGAGUAAGGAGUCCAAGUGUAUGCGGACCCAGUGGCACUCCACAUCUGCAGUGCCCUGGUCCAGUCUUCAAAUUGAUGUCAUGGGUCCCGUGCCUGCCAGUGAGGAGGGCCACAGGCAUGUGCUGAUCGUGUCUGACUCCUAUUCCUCCUGGACGGAAGCUUUCCCACUAAAGUCCUUCACGCAGAUGGCGGUGGCCCAGGUGCUGCUGCAGCAGGUGUUUUCCCGAUGGGGGUUGCCAGCAAGGCUGGAGGCAGCCCAGGGAUCUCAGUUUGCCAGGCAUGUCCUAAUGAGCUGUGGCUUGGUGCUGGGAGCUAAGUUGGGCAGUAUCUCUGGGGAUAUCCAGCCUGCUGAACUGAGGGAUAGGAACUCAAACCAAGCCUUUAAGAAUUUGUUGGAGGAAUUUAUCAUCCUUCAUGGGAAGAACUGGGCCAGUUGCCUGCCCCUUCUGCAUAUGGCCUUUAGAGCCCUGGAGUCUGGACCCACACCUUUUGCUGUUGUGACAGGGAGUGAGAUGAGACUGGCUGAAUCUUUGUGGUGGGAGCUUAGCGGGGCCCAUGUUGAAGGGCUGAAGAUGGAUGUGUUCUUGCAGCAGCUGAAAAGUAAUGUGCUAGAAACUCAACUGCAGGUGGCUCUGGCCUCUGGAGACCAGACUGUCCUAGCUCAGAGCAGCUACUUUCAGCAGGAAGUUCAGGGGAAGGAGUGGAAUGUGGGAGACCAAGUCCUGCUAUUGAACUUCCCCAAACCUGGCUCGGCUCGAUGGGUUGGACCCUAUUAUAUUGUAGACAGGCUGAGUCUAUCUCUGUACAGGGUCUGGGGUUACCCAACUCCAGGGAAGCUGGGAGUCACUUACCCCACUAACUUGAUGAAGUUGUAUCCUCAAGGUGGUGCUCCCUUGCCCUCAGUGAUAUUAGAACAAUUGGAGUAAGCCACUGCAUCCCCUGCUUUUUUUGGAGUCUGGGAAAGGCUGCCUUAUCUCUCCCUCUAUUCUUCACUGCUCAUACACAGCCUCUCCUGGGCUUCAGCUAAGAACUAAUCUCCUGGGGAAACCUUCCUGACUUGAGAGUAUUCAGAGACUCUGCAAAGGACUUUUUCUAUCAGUUCCCCUGGCAACUUUGGCCAGGGUAGUAGUUUCUAGGUUUGUUUCUAGGUUUGGCUCAGCCAGCCUAUCCUUUCCUUUCAGGAAUCCACCCAGAAUGUCAUCCUUGACAGGCCUUAACCUGUCCCUAGGACCUCUGAGUGGGAACCUGACCAAAACCAACCUUCUUCCAGGGAAAGGAGAAGUCUCAUCAGGGGUUCCUUCCUUUUGCUUUUUCAGCGUGGUAUCAUCUAGCAUUGGCCUUGCCAGGAUGUCUCAAAACCUAGUGGGCUGAGAGAGAGCCAUGACCCUGGAUAGGGUGUAGGCUUGUUUGAUAAGCCACAUAGUCACUUCUCUAAGGCCACACUUAGGCUCAAUCAGUGACCCAGGAGAGACUGUUUCCCUGUCCCACUCAGCAUGUUAAUGUUGAGGGUUUUGAUGGUGCUGGAUCCAAAGGGAUCCUACUUAGAAAUCAUUGGAGCUGGGUCUGGAUUUUCCUCCAGUCACUGGCAGCUUUUGGGUCAGAAUGUACUGCCCUUCCCUAAAGUCCCCGGCCCCCACAAAUAUUCUGACUCCUCUAGUGCCGUUAAUGGAAAUCUCUGGAUCGAGAGUCCUGAGGCAUAGAAGAAUAGGUUGGAGUUUUAGGAAGGGGCUCUGCCCGCCUCGUUUUAUUCCAACUCCCCAAACCCCAUCCUGUGAGAGUUUCUGCAUUCUGGAAAUCUUGAUGCUAAGUGUGGGAUCACUGAGCCAGAAGAACUUGUCUUGACUUGUCCAAGGAGCUCAAUUCUUUUUUCCCAAGGGGUGGUAAAGUUGAGUCCUGUGUUGCUAUGACAAUGAGAAUACCGGCACCUGCACCUUCCCUGCACUGGCCCUUCCCUCCACCCUCCAAACACACACACACACACACACACACACACACACACACACACACACACACGUUUGUGAAAUAGCUUUGCAUUAUACCUCUGUGGAUGGGACCUUUUGCAUGUGCCUUCUAUAUAAUAGGAAAAUUGGUCUCACCCAUCAAACCCUCACCCUUUCCCACCCAAGUAACCCUGUGUGAAAACAGCUUUGCCCUAAAUCACAUUGUAGAUGGUAUCUUAUGUAUGUCUUCCAUGUAAUGGGAAAAUUGGGCUCACUGUUAAGGCCCCACUUCCUUCUCACCACAUUACCCUGCUGAGUACAUUACCCUACUGAGUGAAGCAAACCUUGACCCACAUUGUGCCCUGAAAGGGACUUUAUGUGUCUUUUGGGAAGUGGGAUUCAUUCCCAUUGCACUCAGUCCCCCAUCUACCAGUCAAUCAUUUCCUUAUUUCUCUUUAUAGUGAUUGGGGGUGGGAGUGAGUCUUAAUUUGAUUGGUUUAUUAACGGCUCAAACAGGACGUGAGCUUAUAUGAUCUUUUGGAUAGAAAUCAGGCUUGUAUUGAGGCCAGGCUUACUGAAUUUAGUGGUGGAAGAUAUCAUUCAUACCCCCACCCCUAAUUUUACAGAAAAGGAAGUUGAACUUUAUUAACACAUCAAAAGUUACACAGAUGACUAGUGGCAGACUCACUUGAUUUUGAGCUCAAUUUCUUCCCUGUUCCUGUGGGUUGAGGGAUGAAUGAUUUAGGAUAGAAACAAAAGCAGCUACACACUUUUUAGCAAUGAUUUAAACCUUUUACCUCCUCUUACUGUACCUGUUGGAGAAAAUUGUUUCCUUAAAUCAGGCUCAGUUCUUGCUGCCAUUGGCUUCUUCCAUCUUUGCUGUUCCUUGCCCUUUCUCUUGAUAACCCAGUGGCCCUACCCUUCAUCCCUCAAUUGAGAUCUGAAAUAGGAGGGAACUAUUUGGAGAGAUUCCUCUGUGUGUGUGUUUAGGCCAUUUGAACAAUCUCACAGACUACACAGGCAUCUUCCCCCAUCCCUCCCAAAGUGGCUCAUGGUAACUCUACCACAUGUUAUACCCUUUCUUGUUCGGUUGUGUCUGCCUCUUCUUGACCCCACUUGGGGUUUUCUUAACAAAGGUACUUGAGUGGUUUGUCAUUUCUUUCUCCAGAUCAUUUUAGAGAUGAGGAAACUGAGGCAAACAGGGUUAAGUGACCUGCCCAAGGUCACAGAGUAAGUGUCUGAGGCCAGAUUUGAACUCAGGAAGAGGAGUCUUCCUGACUUUAGACAUGGCACUCUAUCCACAAUGCCACCAAGGUACCCAACAUUACACCUGCCCUCAGAGCAAACUAAUUAGUCAGUAAACAUACAUAUACCUACCCCUGUCACUAGAUCAGAGAAGCAAGAGUCAGAGUUCAGCAAAACAACUGGUAUGAGUGACACCUUAACUUUUCAAGUGAGUUUAUCUGAAUCGGUACAUCACAUCGUCCUUCACAUAAUUCAGCAUGAAAAUACUUGUCAAAUGAACGAUUUGUAGAAUAUGUAGGAGGGAAAGCAAGGCAGGGAGAUCCAGUAGGACCUAAAAGGGUUCCCAAAAAUAAGAGGCAGUUAUUUCCUUUCCUGCUUGGGCUCUUAAGGAUCUCACUUGUCCCACCAGAUUCUCACUGGGGAGUACCCGCCACUUUGGUUUUCAACCAAACAAAAUUUGCAAGAUCAGAAUGAAGUUUGCCCCUCCCGCUGUGAUAUGACCCCUGGAGUUGAGGGAAGAAGUGAAGGAAGAGGGAAGGCAAGCUUAUAAUUGAAUUGCUUGAGCUUAAGGGGAUAAGGUGAGGAAGAUCAUUUCAUCUCUGCAGAUAGGGAGGAAAGAAGAAACACUAUCUUGCUAGUGGCUAGAGCUCAUGGUUUUGAGUCAGAGAGAGCUUGGGUAUAUAUAAUUCCUGUCUUUUAUACAUACUCCCUGGGUUCCCCUGAACAUAUUUACUCACAUCUGGGGGGGGCACCUCAGUUUCCUCACCUGUAAAAUCAGAAUAAAAAUUUUUUUUAAAUCAGGAUGACCUCUUCUCUUCCCACUAAAUCUAUUAUCCUAUGAAUCACGAUAAUAUAAUGGCUAAUGUUUCUACAAUACAUUAAAGUGUUCUGCCUAGAAUGAUAGAAUUAGAAGGGACCUAAAGCCCUUAUUUUGCAACUGAAGAAAAUUGAGAUGUGAAGUCACUGGCCUAAGUGAGGUCAUAUAACUCAUGAGGUAUUGGGAGCCAGAGCUAGAACUGAGACUGCCUUCUGAGGCCUAGAGAUGUUGCAGGGUCCGUUAAACUACAGUGUAAUUCAUUAAAUAAUGUCUGGUUCAUGGUUGCUGUGACCCUUCUAAAGACAGACUCUUAGAAUUUUUGUAACUGCAAGUGCUAUCCUUCCUCUGGGAAUGUAAAUCAAUUGAUACUGCUUGCUAAAGAUUUUGUUAUACAUGCAUACGUAAUUAAAUGUAGCUAAAUUACUAAUUGAGGCCUUUCCCCUCCCCCCCAUUCUAGGGGAUUCUUGUGUAUUAGGAGUUUAUUUACCUUGCUUCCCUUUCCCCUGUAGAAUUUGUUAGUAUUCAUAUACAGAAUCUCAAUUUUCCAUCUACUCGGUAUGUACCUUGUGUGUACCUGUUUAUAUCCAUGUUGUCUCUCCUGCAUUAGAAUGUAAGCUCCUUGAAGGCAGGUGCUGUUUUUCCUUUGUAUCU
Trichosurus vulpecula (common brushtail) is the source of this 9251-nucleotide messenger RNA. RefSeq names its product NYN domain and retroviral integrase containing (gene NYNRIN). Gene Ontology annotation, biological process: DNA integration. The record is from RefSeq and is a predicted model, not a curated record. The transcript has 8 exons. The coding region runs from base 95 to 5524 and encodes 1809 amino acids. Gene Ontology annotation, molecular function: mRNA binding; RNA-DNA hybrid ribonuclease activity. Gene Ontology annotation, cellular component: cytoplasmic ribonucleoprotein granule; nucleus. NCBI's taxonomy places the organism in Eukaryota, Metazoa, Chordata, Mammalia, Diprotodontia, Phalangeridae.